AUGGGACAGCAGCAAUCGGCUUUCGUUGUUGAAAUUGCUUCAUCACGUUUUGGAAGUUUUCAGAGUUUACCACAAACAGAUCCGGAUGAUGAUGAGCAUAAUUCCCCACAGUGGCGUAUUACGGUUAAUCCAUCAGCAAAUUUCUUUUCAACAAGCAAUGAAUUAAAGUCAUUGAUUAACAAACUUUAUCGAACACAGAAAUUGAUCACACCAUCAGAAGCAAAAUAUCUAUGUACCGCAUUAAAAUGCAUUGAUAUUUCGUCGGAUAUCCUUUUACCACUGUUGACAGUCAUUUCAAAUGCUACUGCCUAUACUGCAAAUCAGUAUUUAUUUGCCCAAUUUGGUAUAACUGAAGAAAUAGCAGAAAUGAUGAAGAACUAUCAUGCAGCAUUACCAAAUUCCUCGAAGGUUAUGCUAUUACAAUGCAUUGCAAAUAUGGCUGCAUGCAGGGAAAAUAUCGAAAUACUACAACAAACGAUAUCGUUUGUUGUGAAACGUUUGAAUUCAUCAUUGGAUAUGGAACGAACAGUUGCAUUUCAAGCGCUCACUAAUUUAUCCUAUACAAUUACACGAUCACAAGUUAAAAUCAUUUUACCAGCUGUACCUGUUUGUCUCAAAAGGCUUUGGGAAAAAGGUGAAGCAAACAUUAAUUCACUUCGAUUACUGGUAAAUUUAUCAUGUUGUCCUGAUAUGGUUCCGCAUAUUUUAGCUGCUAAGACAGUGACAGGCUUAUUGUCAAUUCUGGAUACGGAUAAACCAGAAAUCUUAUUGCGUGCAAUUACUUGGUUAUUGUGUAUGUCAUCAGCAGUGCAUGCAUUAUCUUUAACUUAUGAAGUUAUCGCUCCAUUAAAUCAAGAUCCUUUUGCCAACCCAAAUUACACUAUUUAUUUCUCUAUUUACGCACCAAAGGGUAGACAUGAAUUGAUCAGACGUUUGAAUAACAUAACUGUGGGAAAUGAAGAAACAGCACUGAAAGCAAAAAGAUUACUUGAAACAUUGGAUAAAAUUCCGGAAGCACGAUCAUUACUAUCAAAUCUUAAUCGAUUGUAA
Molecule: messenger RNA, 1050 nt
Organism: Brugia malayi
Lineage: Eukaryota; Metazoa; Nematoda; Chromadorea; Rhabditida; Onchocercidae
Exons: 8
Coding region: 1-1050 (349 amino acids)
Cellular component (GO): mitochondrion
Source: RefSeq, a predicted model, not a curated record